Molecule: messenger RNA, 951 nt
Organism: Guillardia theta CCMP2712
Lineage: Eukaryota; Cryptophyceae; Pyrenomonadales; Geminigeraceae
Exons: 3
Coding region: 1-951 (316 amino acids)
Molecular function (GO): metal ion binding
Source: RefSeq, a predicted model, not a curated record
AUGGAUGGAUGGGAGAGGCGGGUUCGUUCGAAGCAAGGGGCCAGCAGCUUGUUCAGCAAGAUUGACGCGAAGGGGCCGGAGGGAACACAAGACAGGACAACAGGAGCUUGGGUGGUCAAGUCUGAAUCAAACGAACUGACAAACGUCACUGAAGAUUCCAGAGAGAACCCUGAAACUUGGAACCCUAGGCGACCAACCUCAGUCUUCUCAACAACAGAGGAAACGUCCUAUCGGGAUUUGGACAAAGACAUUGAGGUGCUUGAUGACAAUCCAUACGAUCGCAUUUGUACACAGAGCAAACACCAGGACAAGACAAGCACGAGAGAAGAGGUUGACGAUGACGUCAUCUUCAUAGGUUCUUGUGGAUCUGAGUCUACGCUGCUAAGGGAGAGCCAACGCUUCAGGGGAAUUCUGGAGGAAGGUCUGGAAGGCGGUCGGGAAGGGGUUCGUAGUCAACCAAGUGAUCCUCCCAAAGACAAGAAGCUGAGCAAAUCCAUGGAGGCCCCAGCGACUUCGCACAUUCCCUCAAGAACUUCCCAGGCAACGAACAAGACUUGUUUUCAAUUUUCACAGACAGGGAAAUGCAGUCGUGGGUUGCACUGCAGAUUCAAGCAUGAAGUGCCGGACCAUAUCAAAAAUCCAGAGCGGUACCUCUGCUAUGAAGUUGAUUGGACCGAAGAAGAAGAUCCGCGGAAAAAUGGGGAGGCAGCUGCAGCAACAUUCGAGCUUCUCCGCUCCCAAAAGAGAAUCUCUGAAGAAGAGUUGCAACAAGACCAAGCGAGAAAGGAGCAAGAAACUUUAGAGAGACAAGCUCGUCUAGAGUCUAAGAAAGCAAAGACGAUGUGUGAAAUCAGGCAGUCCGAUAUGCAUGCUGGGUCCGAACAAGAAAACAAGAAAUCUCGAUCCAAAAAGAUUGUCAAGACCAGCAAGCUAAGUUUUAUUGAUGAAUAA